Sesamum indicum (sesame) is the source of this 1883-nucleotide messenger RNA. RefSeq names its product cytochrome P450 71AU50. Lineage: Eukaryota; Viridiplantae; Streptophyta; Magnoliopsida; Lamiales; Pedaliaceae. The record is from RefSeq and is a predicted model, not a curated record. Gene Ontology annotation, molecular function: iron ion binding; oxidoreductase activity, acting on paired donors, with incorporation or reduction of molecular oxygen; monooxygenase activity.
UUCUAACUUCAGGCCUAAAAAUCGUCAUCAUAGUUCUGUUCUAUAAAGCAGGUGUGUCUUCAUCAUAAAUUCUAAUGCUUGCAGAACCAGAGCUUCAAUUUGAAAAAUUCAACCCCCAAAAAGAAAAUAUCUACAUACUAAAAAUGGCCUGGAUGUGGGCAGCACUAUCGGUGAUUGUUUUGGUUUAUCUCCUUCAAGAACUGCUCAGCCUGACAGAGAAAAAAAGGCUGCCUCCAGGCCCGAGAGGGCUUCCGAUUUUAGGCCAUUUGCACCUGCUGGGAAAGAAUCCCCACCAAAACUUGUAUCAUCUAGCCCAGAAACAUGGCCCGAUUAUGGGUUUGCGCCUUGGGUUCGUGCCCACUGUCGUUGUAUCAUCACCUGCCGGAGCCGAGCUCGUCCUCAAGACCCAUGAUCUAGUUUUUGCCAACAGGCCUCGGAAUGAAGCCUCCAAAUAUAUAAUGUAUGAACAGAAAGAUCUGGCUUUCGGGCAAUACGGCCCGUAUUGGCGAAACAUGCGAAAACUCUGCACCUUGGAGCUACUGAGUAACCGCAGGAUCAACGAAUUCGGGGCCAUGAGAAAGGUAGAGCUGGAACUGCUGGUCAGUUCACUCAAACGGGCUGCUGAAAUGAGGGAAAUUGUAGAUCUCAGCGCCAGGGUUUCAGGCCUGAUUGGGGAUGUGACUUGCCUGAUGGUAUUCCGGAGGAAGUACGCUGACAAGGAUUUGGAUCAUGAGAAGGGUUUUAAGACUCUGAUAAUGGAGGCACUAGAGUUUGCUGGGAAAUUUAAUCUUGCUGACUAUUUUCCAUAUGUUGGGUUUUUUGAUUUGCAGGGAAUGAACCGUAAAAUGAAGAGCCUGAGCAAGACUUUCGAUCGGUUCCUCGAGAAACUCAUUGAUGAUCAUGUUAAGAACAAGCAAAAGAAGAAGCAGACUAAGGACUUUGUCGAUACGAUGAUGGAGAUUAUGGAGUCUGGAAACGCGGAAUUCCAAUUUGAUCGCCGCCAUGUCAAGGCCGUGCUUUUGGAUAUACUCAUAGCGGGAAUAGACACUUCAACAUCAGCAAUAGAAUGGGCACUCGCGGAACUCAUCAGGCACCCACGAGUAAUGAAAAAGCUACAGAAAGAACUUGAAACAGUGGUCGGAAUGGAUCAAAUGGUGGAGGAAUCACAUCUUCAUGGACUCGAAUACUUGGACUUUGUGGUGAAGGAGACGCUAAGACUCCAUCCUGUUGGCCCCUUGUUAAUCCCACAUGAGUCGAUGGAAGACUGUGUGAUCGAUGGUUACCACAUACCAAAAGGAUCACGAGCCAUAGUCAACGUUUGGGCCAUUGGGAGAGAUCCUAACGUGUGGCCUGACCCUGAAGUUUUCAAACCCGAAAGGUUUAUUGGGAGCAAUAUAGAUCUAAGGGGACGUGAUUUCCAACUCUUACCAUUCGGGUCUGGCAGAAGGAGUUGCCCUGGAUUGCAACUAGGGCUCACGAUGGUUCAAUUGGUGCUUUCACAACUGGUGCAUUGCUUUGAUUGGCAGCUUCCAAAUGGUAUGCAACCAAGUGAUUUGGACAUGUCUGAGCACUUUGGUUUAACGGUUGCAAGAGCUAAGCAUCUUGUGGCCAUUCCCAGUUACCGAUUGCUUAAAUAAUUGAAGGUUUGAUUCCAGGAAACAGUAAGGACUACUCUAUGAAAUUGGAAGCACCAAAUGAUAUAGCUCGUCGUGCCAUCCAAAGCUUAAUGUUUGUUUCACAAUACAAGAAACCUUAGCCAGCAAGUUUUUGUAAUUAUUCUUCAUCAUUUUUGUGCAGAUACUUAUCCCUAAUGAGGCAGACAAUAUUUUCUUGUGUAUAAAUUUUGGUAUAUGUGAUAUCCAUAUACAAGUUUCUCAUUUUAA